This is a messenger RNA of Drosophila kikkawai, 1574 nucleotides long. It is a transcript of the gene Jheh2, whose product is annotated as Juvenile hormone epoxide hydrolase 2. NCBI's taxonomy places the organism in Eukaryota, Metazoa, Arthropoda, Insecta, Diptera, Drosophilidae. Gene Ontology annotation, biological process: epoxide metabolic process. Gene Ontology annotation, molecular function: epoxide hydrolase activity. The record is from RefSeq and is a predicted model, not a curated record.
UCGUACUGGAACAGCAGCUGCCUUAGAGGAGGAGAUCUACUUUACAUUAUAUAUAUAAUAUAGAAGUAUAUAAUGGCGAAUGUCUGGGUGCGGAUCUUGAUCGGUGGCCUGGCCAUGCUAGCUGCCGUGGGUUACAAAAACUAUAAGGAUCUUUCGUUGCCCGGCAAGAGGCCCGAUCUGGACAACAAUGCCUACUGGGGACCCAAGUCCAAAGAGCCCUACAAGGAAAACAAGGCUGUAUUGCCCUAUGACAUCAGUGUGAAGCCAGAGGUAAUUGAAGACCUCAAGGCCCAGCUAAGUCGCCCCUCUAAGGCCCAAGCCCCUCUAGAGGGCGUGGGCUUCCAGUAUGGUUUCAAUUCCCAGGAACUGGCCAAGGUGGUGAAAUACUGGCGUGACACUUAUCUGGCCAAGUGGAGCGAGCGAGAGCAGUUCCUCAAGCAGCUAAAUCAUUACCAGACUGAAAUCCAGGGCUUGAAAAUUCACUUUAUACAUGCCAAGCCCAAAAGCGUUAAGGGCAAAAAGGUGCUGCCCCUGCUCCUGAUGCACGGCUGGCCUGGAACUGUCCGGGAAUUCUACGAUUUUAUUCCCCUGCUCACUACACCCAACGAUAAGAGUGACUAUGUGUUUGAGGUGAUUGCACCCAGUCUGCCGGGCUAUGGAUGGUCUCAGGGCUCAUCAAAAACUGGCUUCGGCGUGGCCCAAGUGGCCGUGGUGAUGCGCAACCUGAUGGUUCGUCUCGGUUUCCAAAAGUUCCUGGUGCAGGGCGGCGACUGGGGCUCCUUGAUUGGCUCCAAUCUGGCCGGUCUCUUCCCGGAAAAUGUGCUGGGCUAUCACUCGAAUAUGUGCGGCAACAACAGUCCCAUGGGCAGCCUGAAGCUAGUGCUGUCCUCCUUCUUCCCCAGCUGGUUUAUCGAUAGCCAGUAUGUGGAUUACUACAAGGGAUUGGGUCACCUGUGGGCCACCAUUACCGAGGAGAUGGGCUAUGCCCAUAUCCAGGCCUCCAAGCCGGACACCAUUGGCAAUGCCUUGAUCGAUAAUCCAGCGGGUCUGGCGGCCUACAUCCUGGAAAAGUUCUCCACGUGGACAAACCUGAAGUUUAGGGAUCUCCCCGAUGGCGGCCUGACCAAGAGAUUCACCUAUGACCAGCUGUUGGACAAUGUGAUGAUCUACUAUGUGACCAACUCCAUAACCACCUCGAUGCGCCUGUACUCGGAGUCCAUGAACAAGGCUCAGUUAGCCCUGGAGGUGGACAGGUUGCCUAUACUGGCCAAGACUGGUUGCACUCGCUUUGCCCAUGAGAUAAUCCAUGCCCCGGAUGCAGUGCUGGCCAACAAGUUCCCCAAUCUGGUGCACAGCACCCACCAUCCCGACGGCGGACACUUUCCGGCCUUCGAGCUGCCCCAGCAGAUGUACGAGGACUUUAUUGCCUUUGUUAAGAAGGCCAACUUCUCUUGAAGGGAUUUGAUGUUAUGAUUAGUCUUAAGAAUUCAUUGUAAAUUGUCAUUUGAGUUGUGAAAAUCAAGGUAAAAAUCGGCUUGGUGAUAAAGCGUUCCUUAUCUUUGUGAAAACUGAAA